CUUUUGAAGAGUAUCAAAUGUGAGGUAUGCCAAUAAGUUUUUACAUUUAUUGCAAUAAAGAAAAUGUGAAGAAAGUACCAAAUGAGAUUUCAAGUUUCAACUUCAACUAAGUCUGGCCAGUGCUGCUCACUUUAUGUAGCUUGAUGUAGUCUUCUAAAAUUUUUGGAAGUUUCGGAAACCCUAUUUUUGAGAUAACGAAGAAUCUGGCAUCAUCUGAUUAGUUUAUUUGUGUUUUCAAAUUAUCACAACGAUGACUUAUGUAUAGCCCGGCAGGCUUAUUAAAAACAUCAAGUCCGAUCGUACAUCAAACAAGACCAACCAUGACCAGUGCGGCCAAUUUCGAACCAAAAAUAUCUUUGGAAACACCUUUAGCGGAUUAUGAACGUCUCAUGGAACAGCAUGUUCAAUCAGAAAAUGUAGAUGAUGAUUAUACGUUAGAGAAUAAUUAUAAGAAAAUAGCUACUCUCGCGAGAGAAACUGUGGAUAAACUCCUUUUUGAAGGUAGUUCCAUUACAAAGGAGAAUCAAGAAAAAAUCGCAAAGUUUUUAAACAAAAUAAAGGAGGAUGCGUGCUUCUUUGACCCAAAUAGUUAUAAUGAAUGGAUAAUUGUUGUGCGUGACAAGUUGUUGAAAAAUAAUAUGCUUGACUUUUGGCGGGAUCACAUGGUCAAAAAAGAACUAGGUGUUUGUUGGGCCAGAGAUUCUGAUUUAUUUGAUGACAUGGAAGACCCAUCACCAAGAGAAUUUUACAAUUAUGCUGGCUGCGUGGCACCUUUUGAACAAGUGGAUAAUUCUAGUUUGUCGAACUUUUUGAAUCUCCCAACCCCAGCUGUGCUCCAAACACCAAUUGCUUCUACCAAUGCUUUGAAUUUUGAACCUGUGAUUUCGUUGGAAACUCCACUAGAGGAUUAUGUGCGUUUAAUGGAGGAAAAUGUACAAUCAGAAAAUAUAAGCGAUGACAACCUAAUAGAGAGUAACUACAAGAAAAUCGCCGCUGCUGCGCAAGACACUGUGUGGAAGCUUCUUUUUGUACCUGGUUCCAUCAAAAAGGAAGAUCAAUCAAAAAUAGCAGAGUUUUUAAAAAAAAUCAAAGAGGAUGCGUGCUUUUAUGACCCAUUUACUUAUAAUGAUUGGAUAAUUGGGGUACGGGACGAAUUGAUGAAACGCAAUAUGAUCGAGUUUUGGAGAGAGCACAUUGUUGAAAAGGAACUAGGUCCUUGUUGGGCUAGAGAUUCUGAUUAUUUCGAUGAUAUGGAGGAUCCGAAACCAAAAGAAUUUUACAACUAUGGAGGCUGUGAGGCUCCAUUCGCUAAAGAAAACGAAAUAUGACGUCACAGUUGUAUCUAGCGCACGGAUAAAAUGAUUUAUACUGCAGUGCAAAAUCUGCGUCUCGAAAUAAUAUUGAUGUAAUUUUCUUUUUUUUUUACACUUGUUUUUUUCGAAUAACAUUUUCAUUACAUAUUUGUAUAUAUUUUUUGCUUUGCUGGCAAGUUUCGAUUAAUAUUUGAUUAAAGAACAAAACGAAUAGAAAUUAGAGUUGCCAGUUUCUCACCAAGAAAAUGUAUAAUACCUGCUUAAAUUAGUUCUUACAAAUAUCUUUUAAUUAAAUAAAGCUUAUAUUCGCUGCGUAUCCCCUGUA
Messenger RNA from Bactrocera latifrons, 1638 nucleotides. RefSeq lists its product as uncharacterized. Bases 258 to 1328 code for a protein of 356 amino acids. The transcript has 4 exons. Lineage: Eukaryota; Metazoa; Arthropoda; Insecta; Diptera; Tephritidae. The record is from RefSeq and is a predicted model, not a curated record.